AUGCAGCUUCCAGGUGUGACGCCAGCUCUGGUCCUCAGAGGCCGGUUGCUGUUGCUGCCCAUGCUAUUGCUGCUAGGUCCACAGACCUCCCAGAGCCUGACCAUCAUGCCCCCAGGGCCAGAGCUUGUACUUAAUCUCUCCAGUACCUUUGUUCUGACCUGCCUGGGUUCAGCUCCAGUGGUGUGGGAACGGCUGUCUCAGGUGCCUCAGCAGAAAGUGUCCAGGACCCAGGAGGGCACCUUCUCCAGCAUGCUAACCCUGGCCAAUGUCACUGGAGGUGACACAGGAGAGUACUUUUGUACCUACAACAGCUCCCUUGGGCGGGAGCCCAGUGAGCGGAAGCGGCUCUACAUCUUUGUGCCAGAUCCCACCAUGGGCUUCCUCCCUAUGGAGCCGGAGGACCUAUUCAUCUUUCUCACGGAAAUAACUGAGACCACAAUUCCAUGCCGAGUGACAGACCCCCAGCUAGUGGUGACACUGCAUGAGAAGAAAGAGGACAUCCCGCUGCCUAUCCCUUAUGACCACCAACGAGGCUUCUCUGGUACCUUUGAGGACAAGACCUACAUCUGCCGAACCACCAUUGGGGAGAGGGAAGUGGAUUCUGAUGCCUAUUACGUCUACAGCCUCCAGGUUUCCUCCAUCAAUGUCUCAGUGAAUGCAGUGCAGACUGUGGUUCGCCAGGGUGAGAACAUUACCAUCAUGUGCAUUGUGACGGGGAAUGAGGUGGUCAAUUUUGAGUGGACCUACCCCCGCAUGGAGAGUGGGCGCCUCGUAGAGCCAGUGACAGAUUUCCUCUUUGAUGUGCCCUCCCACAUUCGCUCCAUCCUGCACAUCCCCAAUGCUGAGCUGGAUGACUCAGGGACCUACAUCUGCAAUGUGUCAGAGAGUGUGAAUGACCAUCGAGAUGAAAAGGCCAUCAAUGUCACUGUGGUCGAGAGCGGCUACGUGCGGCUUCUGGGAGACCUGGGCGCUAUACAAAUUGCUGAGCUGCACAGGAGUCGGACACUACAAGUGGUGUUCGAAGCCUACCCGCCACCUACUGUGCUGUGGUUCAAGGACAACCGCACCCUGGGCGAUUCCAGCGCCGGCGAGAUCGCCCUGUCCACGCGCAAUGUGUCUGAGACCCGGUAUGUAUCGGAACUGACACUGGUGCGAGUGAAGGUGGCAGAAGCUGGCUACUAUACCAUGCGGGCCUUCCAUGAGGAUGCUGAGGCCCAGCUUUCCUUCAAGCUGCAGGUCAAUGUCCCUGUCCGUGUGCUGGAGCUGAGCGAGAGUCACCCUGCCAAUGGGGAGCAGACAGUCCGCUGUCGUGGCCGAGGCAUGCCCCAGCCAAAUAUCACCUGGUCUACCUGCAGAGACCUCAAAAGGUGUCCACGCGAGCUGCCGCCCACACCGCUGGGGAACAGUUCCGAGGAGGAAAGCCAGUUGGAGACUAAUGUGACAUACUGGGCGGAGGAGCAGGAAUAUGAGGUGGUGAGCACGCUGCGCCUGCGCCACGUGGAUCAGCCACUGUCGGUGCGCUGCAUGCUGCACAACCCACUGGGCCAGGAUGUGCAGGAGGUUACCGUGGUGCCGCAUUCCCUCCCCUUCAAGGUGGUGGUGAUCUCAGCCAUCCUGGCCUUGGUGGUUCUCACAAUCAUCUCCCUCAUCAUCCUCAUCAUGCUCUGGCAGAAGAAGCCACGCUAUGAGAUUCGAUGGAAGGUGAUUGAGUCUGUGAGCUCUGAUGGCCAUGAGUACAUCUAUGUGGACCCCAUGCAGCUGCCCUACGAUUCCACCUGGGAACUGCCACGGGACCAGCUUGUGCUUGUAGCUCCCAUGGGGCCUUUAAGAAGCCUCAGUGACCAGCUGAGUCCCUUCCCUGCAGCCACAGCCCGCAGCAGUGAGAAGCAAGCCCUCAUGUCAGAGCUGAAGAUCAUGAGCCACCUGGGGCCCCACCUGAACGUGGUCAACCUGCUGGGGGCCUGCACCCAGGGAGGCCCCAUCUACAUCAUCACCGAGUACUGCCGCUAUGGCGACCUGGUGGACUACCUGCACCGCAACAAGCACAGCUUCCUGCAGCACCACUCGGACAAGCACCGCCCACCCAGUGCUGAGCUCUACAGCAACGCCCUGCCCACGGGGCUCCCUCUGCCCAGCCACGUGUCUCUGACUGGGGAGAGCGAUGGUGGCUACAUGGACAUGAGCAAGGACGAGUCAGUGGACUACGUGCCCAUGCUGGACAUGAAAGGAGACGUCAAAUACGCAGACAUCGAAUCCUCCAACUACAUGGCCCCUUAUGAUAACUACGUCCCCUCUGCUCCUGAGAGGACUUGUCGGGCUACUUUGAUCAAUGAGUCCCCAGUGCUUAGCUACACAGACCUUGUGGGCUUCAGCUACCAGGUGGCCAAUGGCAUGGAGUUUCUGGCCUCUAAGAAUUGUGUUCAUCGGGACCUGGCAGCCAGGAAUGUGCUCAUCUGUGAGGGCAAGCUGGUCAAGAUCUGUGACUUUGGCCUGGCUCGAGAUAUCAUGCGGGACUCAAACUACAUCUCCAAAGGCAGUACCUUCCUGCCUCUGAAGUGGAUGGCCCCGGAGAGCAUCUUCAACAGCCUUUACACCACCUUGAGCGAUGUGUGGUCCUUUGGGAUCCUGCUCUGGGAGAUCUUCACAUUGGGUGGCACCCCUUACCCGGAGCUGCCCAUGAACGAGCAGUUCUACAAUGCCAUCAAGCGCGGUUACCGCAUGGCGCAGCCUGCUCACGCCUCUGCUGAGAUCUACGAGAUCAUGCAGAAGUGCUGGGAAGAGAAGUUUGAGGUUCGGCCUCCCUUCUCCCAGCUGGUGCUGCUCCUCGAGAGGCUGCUUGGCGAGGGCUACAGAAAGAAGUACCAGCAGGUGGACGAGGAGUUUCUGAGGAGUGACCACCCAGCCAUCCUGAGGUCCCAAGCCCGCUUCCCUGGAUUCCACAGCCUCCGAUCUCCCCUGGACACCAGCUCUGUCCUCUACACUGCCGUGCAGCCCAGCGAGGGUGACAACGACUAUAUCAUCCCCCUGCCUGACCCCAAACCAGAGGCUGCUGAUGAGGGUCUGCUGGAGGGUUCCCCCAGCCUCGCCAGCUCCACCCUGAAUGAAGCCAACACCUCCUCUACCAUCUCCUGUGACAGUCCUCUUGACCCCCAGGAAGAACCAGAGCCAGAACCCCUGCCCCAGCCCCAGGGGGACUCCCAGAUGGAACUGGAGCCACCAAUGGAUGCAGGCUGCCCUGGGCCUCGGGCCGAAGCAGAGGACAGCUUUCUGUAGGGGCUGGACCCCACCCUAUGCCACGAGAAGCUCCCCUUCUGCCACCAGGCCACAACCCCCGGGCCUGGCAUCCUGUGAGCCAUGCUGCUCCUGCCAGCUGUCCCAUGUGGAAGGCUUCUGUCCCUGCCACACUGCUCCCCAAGCCCUGGGGCUGGCUCAGGAGGCCAGAGAACUGCAGGACCAUGCCCAGCCUCUGCCUCAGGGAGGCCAUGUGACUGAGCCACGGUCCCUCCCAGGGGACCCAGUUUCCCAAUGCACAAGAUGAGACAUUGAACUUGGUAGUUCACAGUCUACCUGGGAGUCUCCCUGGCUGACAACUGGGGAGGCUGGAAUCUGGGGGAGCUUCCUGGGGGAAUGGCGUAGUUAGUAACCUCUCUCUGUUCAGCCAACUGCCCCUCAAGGAGUCGCAGGCUUGUCCCCACACUUCUAUCUGCCCAGGAGCUGGGGAAGAAACCCCGGCACCCCUGGCUCCUGGCUGAGCUGGGCCUGCCCUGGCCAGUGUUGCUUCGCUCUGAAGCCACCUCCCCUGACACUAGUCUCUGCUUUCCCAGGCCCGAGCAGGUCUGGGCCAGCCAUGCUUAAUUAGUGCUGUAAUUAUUGCUGGGACUGAACCAAGUACAGCACUCCCCAGCCUGCAGACCCAGCCCAGGGCACUCAGGGCACACUGGCUGUGGACAGUGCCCAUAUCUUCCAGGCCCCUUGUGUUCUGAGGCUUUUUCUCAUCGUCCCUGGUUACAGGCCCAGCGGAUCCUACAUCUGAAACAAAUGUGUUGAUGUGCCAGCAUUAUGUCCACAUGUGUACACCAGUAGGUGGCCCUGACUCUGCAUUGAACCUGCUGUGACCUUGGAGGAAUCCCUUGCCCUCUCUGGGCCCAUUUUCCCCUUUGAAGAGUGAGCAAGUUGGACUCAUUCACUCUGAGUGCCCUGUCAACACUAAUAUUCUAGAAUAUUCCUGUGGUUUGCAUGCUUGUCCAGAUGAAGCAAGGUCAAGUACCCUAAACUUCCUAGUUGGGGGGCUGCUGGCCUCUGGGGAGAUUCCAAAUGACAUAUCACAGUCCGGGCAUUCAGGUACGUGACCCUUCCUCCGCCCCAAAUGCAGCUGUGAUGACCUUGGCUUGGAGUACCCUGGAAAGCCCCCAGCAGCUGCUCCAGGGACACAGGAGGACCACAAGACCCCCUUGAGGACCCACGAUGAACUCUGGAGAUAUCCUGGGCAAGGGGGCAGGGAGGGAGGUCAUUACCUCAUGUAGCCCAAUAGUGCCCCCAAGGUAUUUGCAACAGACAGAAUAGACAGUAAGGAUGGUUGUGUCCCAUGAAGAACAAGAGCCUCAGGAUGUGCACCCCAGGAAAGGGGCACAAGAGGUGGGCACUUUGGAGGUUUCCUCCUUAACUGCCGGCUGCCCAUCCUGGAGGGAGUACCUGGUGGAGUAGGGUCUUGUCACUGCCCAGGUGAUACCUCACUGCCCUGAAACCAGUGGGCAUUGGCCAUUACAGGGCAGUGAGGGAUAUGGUCACUUCGCCCAGGAGGGGGAGGGCUGGCCAGGGGAUAAGGCAAGGUCAGCCCUCCUGGACACAGUCACCAAGCUAGUUGGUGUCUCCCAACCCGAGGGCCCCAGAGACUCCCCAAGGAGAGAGGGGGAGUCAGUCUUCGCUACGGUACCAAAGAUAUAAUCACCUACGUUUACAAGUAUUUUUUAGGACUCACAUUAACUCACAUGUAUACAUCAAAGUGUUAUUUUGUAUGCUGUUCAGUUUUCCUAUCUGUGUACUUUUUUUAAGGGAAAGAUUUUAAUAUUAAACCGGGUGCUUCCACUCA
Messenger RNA from Marmota flaviventris (yellow-bellied marmot), 5089 nucleotides. Lineage: Eukaryota; Metazoa; Chordata; Mammalia; Rodentia; Sciuridae. The record is from RefSeq and is a predicted model, not a curated record.